AGCUACAUUAAUGAUGGCAUUUCUAUUUCUAAAUAAAAAGGCUGUUUGGAGUAUUCUCUGUUCCUGCACCUUCGUUUUCUGUCUUCUUCCCACAGCAUUUUGUUCUGGACGUUUGCAAAAACUUGAUCUACCAGUUCCUGGUCCCGAGUCCUAUGCAUUCGAUUUGGCAGGUCAUGGACCUUACACAGGCGUUGCUGAUGGAAGAAUUCUCAAAUAUGAAGGACCAAUCCUUGGUUUCGUCGAGUAUGGAUACACGAAAGAGAACAGGUCCAAGCAAUUAUGUGAUAAUAUUGAUACAACAGACCUAGCAAAAAUUUGUGGGAGGCCACUUGGUAUAGGGUUUUACUACAAGACUGGAGAGCUCUACACAGCAGAUGCUGGUCUAGGCCUUGUAGUGGUUAGACCUGAAGGAGGUCCUGGAAAACAACUUGCCUCUGGUGCAGAGGGCGUGCCAUUUGGCUUGCCUGAUGGCCUUGAAGUUGAUCAAGAAACUGGAGUUAUAUACUUUACGGAAGCAAGCUCCCGCUACAAUAUCAGUCAAAUUUCACAAAUAAUUUCCACUAGAGACGCAUCAGGAAGGUUAUUGAAAUAUGAUCCACAAACGAAGAAAGUCACAGUAUUGCUCAGAAGUCUUGCAGGGCCAGCAGGGGUGGCAAUUAGCAGAGAUGGCUCGUAUAUUCUUGUGACAGAAUUUCUGAACCAAAGAGUCUUGAAGUAUUGGUUGAAGGGAACCCUUGCAAAUACAACACGAGUUCUGGUAAACCUGUCAGGAUCGCCAGAUAAGAUCAAGAGGAACUCUAGAGGCGAUUAUUGGAUUGGAUUGAAUGUUCAAAGCCAAGGGCCAAAUCCCACGACAAUAAUUCAAGGACAAAGGAUAAAUGGAAAAGGGCAUAUAUUGGAAACAAUAACCUUUAGCCCUGAUUUUAAUGCGUCAGUGAUCACAGAAGUUCAAGAAAACAAGGGUGCACUAUACUUAGGUUCUCUAUUUGUUGGAUAUGUGGGAGUAUACAGGAAAUUUCCGUUAACAUUGAUAUGAUGAUAGAUGAGAACUGAGAAUCAAUAAGCUGAUUACACAGGGCUUUGCCAUUAUUCUUUUGAAAAUCCAUAAAGUGCAGACAAAAAUGAACACCAUUUGAUUGCAUAUGUUACUUUUUUUUUGACCUUUUUUUUUGUCCCUUUGGAGAAAAAUGGAGUAUGAAUGCAUGUUUCAAGUUUCAAUUGUUGA
Coffea eugenioides is the source of this 1225-nucleotide messenger RNA. RefSeq names its product protein STRICTOSIDINE SYNTHASE-LIKE 11-like. Bases 11 to 1036 code for a protein of 341 amino acids. The transcript has 3 exons. Gene Ontology annotation, biological process: biosynthetic process. Lineage: Eukaryota; Viridiplantae; Streptophyta; Magnoliopsida; Gentianales; Rubiaceae. The record is from RefSeq and is a predicted model, not a curated record. Gene Ontology annotation, molecular function: strictosidine synthase activity.